Messenger RNA from Hibiscus syriacus, 252 nucleotides. RefSeq names its product ethylene-responsive transcription factor ERF003-like. Lineage: Eukaryota; Viridiplantae; Streptophyta; Magnoliopsida; Malvales; Malvaceae. Bases 1 to 252 code for a protein of 83 amino acids. The record is from RefSeq and is a predicted model, not a curated record. The transcript has a single exon.
AUGCACCCCAGUCAUCAUCCCUCCGAGCUUCUCUCAGCGACUUUGACGGCAAAGCUACAUAAAUGCCAAUCGGCAUUGCUCGAAAUCGAUCGAAACAAGGCACCAACAACUCCGCAUUUUACCGGCAUUGUGGCCAUAGACGGGACGAAAGAGAAGGAAGCCACAACACAACAGCAGUUCAAACCACUCGAAGAGGAACACAUUUUACCAACUUUGCUGUCGGACAAACACUAUAGCAACAAUGAACAAUAA